Petromyzon marinus (sea lamprey) is the source of this 1378-nucleotide messenger RNA. The record is from RefSeq and is a predicted model, not a curated record. Lineage: Eukaryota; Metazoa; Chordata; Hyperoartia; Petromyzontiformes; Petromyzontidae.
UGUAAAUUGACCCCAGGUGGCUAAGCGCCAGCCACGAAUCAUGCCCCGAGGGGCCGCGGCGAAGAGGGGGGGGAGUCGGUGAGCAGCAUCCCUCUUCAGGACAUGGAAGAGGGGAGCAGCGGAUCCCAUGGGAAAGAUGAAGUUGCCGUGCAGCCUGACAAUGUGGUUGCUGCUGGCCUCUGCGCAGGCGCAUGCUGAUCAGUUAGGAACUGACAAUUACCAAGCGGAAAAGAGGCAACUGGAAGAGUUCCUACCCAAAAUAUGCAGCAUUUAUGGAUCAUCCUCAUACCCACGAGGAAUACCGGGAAAGGAUGGAGAGACUGGACCAAAAGGUGUGCCAGGUGACCCUGGCAGUAGAGGCCCUCCGGGAAAGUUGGGCCCAGCGGGCUCACCUGGCUCACCUGGGCCAGCUGGGAGCGCUGGACCUCCUGGACCAGCUGGUCCCCCUGGUAACAACGGCCUGAGAGGGCAACCAGGCAACACUGGUCCUGCUGGACCCCCUGGGAAUCCUGGAACUCCAGCCGCAACGAACCGCAUCUCCUGCACUAACGUCUCCAGCAGAGGUGACACCACGAGUUGCCCCACAGGGCACAUAGCAGUGUCGUGUGCAUGUGGAAGCGCUUGUGGUUCGUGGGACAUCCCAAACGACAGCACGUGUCACUGUCAGUGCCGUGGGAUCGACUGGACAUCGGCGCGGUGCUGUAAGCUGGCCUGACACGGAUCGGUAGUGAAGAUGGGAAACAAUCGUAGAGAAACCAAAUUACAUUAUCAACACGAAGCAGAGAGAGCGCCACAAAGUGGAUUGGCAGUCGUGGGCGCGCUUUUGUUUUCUUAAGUCAAAUUUUCUAAUAUUUUAAAAAAUGUAUUUCCCAUUAAACCAAAUGCUGCACAACAAUAGAAAUGCAGAAAGUAUAUGUCUUCUCCGAAUGGGGCAGAAAUGUAACGUUAGAAAUGAAUCGAUGUGAUUUCACGAAGGUACGUUGCCCAAAUUGUUUUGUGAGAUAUAUCUUGCAAGGAAAUGCACGUGAGGAAUGUGAGGUUUUUGUGAUUUAAUGAUAAUUUGUUUUUGCUUUUCAUUGGGACUACCCAGCUCUAAAGUGAAUUGGAGAUUACAUGUCCCUUGUGUGUUUAUGAAUUUUAAAUAUAUUUACCAUAUGUGUUUACCAAAAAAAAUAUUUAGCCAUAGCUCCAUUUAAAAUAUCUGGAUUUAUGUACAUUUUUACGAACCAAUUCAGAGUAUAAUUGGGAUGAUGUUUAGUUGCUGUGCAGUAUUACACUGUCAUUUUGGUGUGGUCUUAUAGUCCACAAAUGGUGUAUACCUUUAUCGAUGUAUCGCAUAACACAAUAAAUGGUUUGCUGAGUUUAUUUUAAUAUUUUU